CCAGGAGGGCAGCCGUCACGCAAGAUUAAGGAUGUGAUUUUGAAUUAAUGAAUCCUAGAAGGGGGCCUCCGUAACUUCUGCAGGCGCCUGUGCUUCUCACAUGGCAGAGGAGGCGGCGAGACCGGCGAUCGAAAGCAGUAAGAGCAGGUUCCCUCCUGUUCUCAGUGAUGAUUAAAAAGCCAGGAGGAAAAACCGCCCCGAUGUGGACAGACAGGAGGUCUAUGGGGCAAUCUUACCCCCGGGUCACAAAUAGACAGUGAUGAUAAAUAGACACUGAGGAUCAACCCCCAAAUACAAUGUGAGGCCUCAUUCUGGGCAGAUUGUACCCACCUCAGAUGGUCUCUCGAGGCGUCUGUCCCUUUGUGAUCCACUUGGGGAAUUCUCUUUGACUUGUGAUCCCAAUACAAUAGUGAAUUGGGCCACAUGUCCCCAGCAUUACAGCUUCUGCUCGGGAUGGGGUUGGGUCACUUGGCACAUUUUCACAGCUGCACCUUUGAGACGUCUUUCAUCCUGCCAACCAAAGUGAUUGCUUAGGACAACAUCUUGGGACAGGCUAUGGCCAGGGAUGCCAAUGGGUUAAAUUCUACUCCCUGUAAAGUGAGGAACAAGACAGUGGAAUAAAUGAUGCCCCGUAAAUUCCCCAUGAACUCAGGCCAUGGAAAGACCAAACAAGCUAACCUGAAUCACUCUCAGAGCCACUCACUGUCUCAAAAGCUUCUUGACAAUAAGUCCAGCGGCUGCACUGCUCACUGUGCCCAGAAGCUGAGAGCAGAGAAGCGGUGAGAGGCAUAAGGCAGCGUUUCAGGAGUCCAGAUGGUGAUGGAGAACGUCUCUUCCUCUUCGCUGUUCUCAACCAGCUCCACCACUCAGCAUGAAAACUCCACUAUGUCCAAUGACUUCUCUGGCCUCCAAAAGAGCAUGCAUAUCCUUUCCAUGGUGGUCUACAGCAUUGCGUGUCUGCUGGGGGUGACGGGCAAUGGCCUUGUCAUCUGGAUCGCUGGCUUCAAGAUGAAGAAGACAGUUAAUGCCGUGUGGUUUCUAAAUCUGGCUGUUGCUGAUUUCAUCUUCACCUUUUUUCUGCCCUUCAGCAUCGCCUACACUGCCCUGGGCUUUCACUGGCCAUUUGGGAAACUCCUGUGCAAACUGAACAGCACCGUUGCCUUCCUCAACAUGUUUGCUAGCGUCUUCCUCCUAACAGUGAUCAGCAUAGACCGGUGCAUUUCGGUGAUCUGCCCUGUGUGGUCUCGUAACCACCGGACACCAAAGUUGGCUUCCAACAUUGCCCUGGUCACAUGGGUCCUAGCCUUCAUCAUCAGCUCUCCGUAUCUUGUUUUUCGAGACACGGCUACUAAUUCGAAGAACGUCACGAGCUGUUACAAUAACUUUGCCCUGUCUGAUGACUAUAAAUCUGAGGCGACACGUCGGCUGUGGAGAAUGAGGCACAAAGCUAUGAUCGUAACCAGAUUCUUAUGUGGGUUCCUCAUCCCCUUCACCGUGAUCCUCGUCUGCUACAGCAUUAUUGCCGUCAGGAUGAAAAGGAGCCAUCUAGCCAGGUCUACUAAGCCUUUCAGGAUCAUUGUUGCUGUCACAGUGUCUUUUUUUCUCUGCUAUUUCCCGUACCAUGUCUUCUGCUUGCUGGAAAUGUCUAAAAACUCUUCCAAUCAGGAACUGAAAAUGGCCCUUUACAUAGGGAUCCCCUUGGUUUCCAGUCUUGCCUUCUUCAACAGCUGUAUCAACCCCAUCCUCUAUGUCUUUGUGGGGCAGGACUUCAAGGAGAAGUUCCGACAGUCCAUCCUCUCUGCCUUCGAGGGGGCCUUCAGUGAGGACUCCAUCCUGACCACUCUGGCCAGCAAGAGAAAAUCCAGAGCCACUUCUGAAGCAGAAGUUCCAGGGGUUUAAUCAGUAGCUAAUGGCCCAAAUUUUAGUGGUAAGUUACAGGAGACCAAGUUCUGUCCUCUGCCACACCAGGGCAGUUCCCGUGGAUUUCAGUUAGAGUUGUAUUGUGUCACUGAAGGCAGAAAUGGGCUCUGAGUGAUAAAGAAGUGUGAUUUGCUCCAGUUUGGAUGUGCAAAGCCCAAGGUGGACUUACACACCAAGGAGGUGAAACAGCUAGAUGGAGCGGGGCUGUAGAAUGAAAAGCAACUGACAGAGGGUUGUUAAAUAAGUAGCAACCCCCUGCCACAUACACUUUACACUCUCCCGUUGGUUGCUUUUCCUGCUAUUUCCCCCUUUUUCAUUUCCCUCUGUGUGUAAGUUGCACUCAUUUUGACACACCCAUGGAGGACCAGAUCAGUGCAAGUUAUUCUGUUUUUGCCACUUCUGCUCAUUUUUAACUUGCAACAUAAGCACUGAAUGUGGCCCAGAGAAUGUAAUGGCAGGCGGGUUAUACCCAGUCUGCACCUGGCCCGUUAUUUCUAGAUAAAGCUUGUCUGUUUUAUUGCCCUGCCUUCACUGAUACCCGCUGCAGUGUUGCCUUGGAAAAAAGCUAAUAUUUGCUUAGCAAAAUGUGUUCCACAAUACCCAUGUUUAAAAGAUUAAGGUGCCAUUUCAGGUUUCCUUUACCAGCAGUCAGACGGUACCAGUAAUCAGUUCUGCGUUGCUCAUCUUCUAUACAAACGUCCAGGACGUGAAGAGCCAGCCCUUUAGACCUAAUGGCUUGUGCAUUUUGUUAUUUUGUUGAUCCGCUGACAGGUCUCCCAGCAUCUUCCUUAUCUUACUUGGGUUCCCCAUAAAGAAAUAUUAGGAUCCUCUUCACAGUGACUCGUCUAACAAAUGUCUUCUAUCCAGCGUCGCCUCGGGGGUGACCUUGUGGAUUCUGAUGCAUACACCCAGGGCCGAACCCCACUUAUAUUUACAGCUGUGUAGCCUGACUUUGGUCCGGUGGCAGGAGUGUAGCUGUAACUGUUGCCAAGUGUCCUACAAACUGCUCUUUGCAGAGGUCCCAAAAUGCUUGGGCACCACUCAGUGGCAACAUAGUGCAUUGCUGCUCCUAUAUAUAUAUAUAUCCACACACAUAUAUAUAUCAGAAGAUAAUCUGAUACGUCCUGUUUACAAAUAAGUUAGAUCAGCAGAUGUGAAGAUCCUUUUUCAUGUCAUGUAUUUUUAUCUGGUGCACUGGUCCUAGUGAACUAGAGGGCUUAGGAGAAAAUAACCUGUUCAGCAAAAAGGUGGCUGGAAGACACUGUAGGAUCCACAAGGAUUAUUGAUCCUCUUCACAUUGUGUCCUUAUCCUCGUUGAUGCUAUCGUGUAUGGGCAUGAUCCAAAAUGUACUGAAGUCAAUAGAAAG
This is a messenger RNA of Mauremys mutica (yellowpond turtle), 3287 nucleotides long. RefSeq names its product chemokine-like receptor 1. Gene Ontology annotation, cellular component: plasma membrane. NCBI's taxonomy places the organism in Eukaryota, Metazoa, Chordata, Testudines, Geoemydidae. Gene Ontology annotation, molecular function: N-formyl peptide receptor activity; complement receptor activity. The record is from RefSeq and is a predicted model, not a curated record. The transcript is spliced from 2 exons. Gene Ontology annotation, biological process: phospholipase C-activating G protein-coupled receptor signaling pathway; inflammatory response; positive regulation of cytosolic calcium ion concentration. The coding region runs from base 814 to 1899 and encodes 361 amino acids.